GCAGGCUUCUGAUAACAACACAGCCUGUGAAAAUAAGCAUUUUGUCUUCUACAAACAUGAAUCUAUUCUUGUUCACUUUUCUGCUGUUUUCAUUCCUGACAGGCGGCGCAAAGAGCUUUUCUACCAGCUUUGUAGGUAGCUGUGACCUUAAAAAAUGUCAGCUUAAGUGCAAGGCAAAGGGGACAAAAGGAAUAUGUAUAUUCAAUUGGAACAAAGACAUGGGCCGGAGACCGUACGUGGGAUGCAAAUGUGUAUAGAAGAGAAAUUAAAUGUGUUCAAGGCGCACUUACAUCAAAU
This is a messenger RNA of Cylicocyclus nassatus, 297 nucleotides long. The record is from the annotation of a GenBank genome assembly. NCBI's taxonomy places the organism in Eukaryota, Metazoa, Nematoda, Chromadorea, Rhabditida, Strongylidae.